CAAAAUAAGUGUCUACUUUCCUCUUUUGGAAAGAAAUAUGUGGUCUAAACCAUUUCACUUUAUUAUAUUCAAACUUCAACCACAACUUUUACUUUUUCAACCACUUCAUUAAUAACCGUGCCAAGUCAAACUAAGACACAUAAAAUGGGACGGAGGUAGUACAUAGAUACUUUGAAUCCAUUAUAUAUAUAUUUACAUACGUUAUACGUAGAUAAUUUGAGUUCACCUUAUAUUUAUUUUUACAAUGGAUACGUUGAUGAAUUCAUCCUACACUGAAUUCAUCUUUUAGGUAAGAUGCAGCGUUGGUGGAACAAUUGUGAUCCAUUUGGGAGAAAAAGUGCAUUGGAUUUUGUAAAAAAAUGUCUAUGUAAAGUUGUAUAAAGUGUGAUAUAAUAGAGCACUUUUGUAUGCGGCCUUCAGAGAGGGGCGAGGAGCUGGCGGUGCGGUUCUUAGAGAUGAGGGUGGAAGCAUAUUCAGGCUUCUUCAUGUCUCUUCGCGUGAAGACAGUACCCCAAGCGGAAGUUCAGGUAGCUUGUCGGGCGCUAGAAUGGUGUGCUAGAUCUGGGUUCUUCGACUUUCAACUGGAAACUGAUUCUGAGAUGACAACGAAGAUCUUGCUGAAGAAAUCAAGUCCUCCGACUUAUCUUCAGAGUACGGUUGAGGAAGCUCAAAGGCUUUGUCAGUCUCUUCAGGUUCGCAUUCAACAUAUCUAUAGGGAAAUGAAUUUACUUGCACAUGCUCUUGCUCAGCUUGGUCUUAAUUCUGACAAUUUUAUUUGCUUUACCUCUUCAGCUUUUUUACCCAAUAAUAUUUGCACCCUUAUUGAUUUAGAUAUUAAAGGGAUCCCUUCUGCCUACCGGGAUAAAAAAAAAAGAGCAC
Cuscuta epithymum is the source of this 879-nucleotide messenger RNA. The record is from the annotation of a GenBank genome assembly. NCBI's taxonomy places the organism in Eukaryota, Viridiplantae, Streptophyta, Magnoliopsida, Solanales, Convolvulaceae.